Messenger RNA from Daucus carota subsp. sativus, 3181 nucleotides. RefSeq names its product B3 domain-containing protein Os07g0563300-like. The transcript is spliced from 14 exons. The record is from RefSeq and is a predicted model, not a curated record. Bases 227 to 2806 code for a protein of 859 amino acids. Lineage: Eukaryota; Viridiplantae; Streptophyta; Magnoliopsida; Apiales; Apiaceae. Gene Ontology annotation, molecular function: zinc ion binding; DNA binding.
UUUAAUAAUUGUUAUAUAAAUAUGAAAUAACAAAGUGGCUCACACUCACGAACAACACAGCCCCUCUUUCUCUCCUCUCUCGCUCGACCAUCUCUCCCAAGUCUCUCUCAAACCCCCUCUCUCUCUCUCUCUCUCACAUACACACACAUCUCUACAUCACCACCACCCCAACUCUACUGCCCUCGAUUAUCGCGCCUCGUCUUGUUUGUGGUUGUGUGAAGCUGCGAUGGCGUCUUCUUCGUCUUCGCUGCCCAAGCUUUGCUUCAAUUCCAGUUGUAAUCAAUUGCUUGGGGACCACUCUCGCCGGGGCUGGCGUCGCCGCACUGGCGAGUUUGCUGAUUUGUGCGAUCGAUGCGGUAUUGCAUUUGAAGAGGGAAACUUUUGCGAGUCCUUUCACUUGAAUGCUUCUGGUUGGAGGUCUUGCGAGUCAUGCGGAAAGCAAAUACACUGUGGGUGCAUCGUUUCAUUUCAUAUGUUUGUUCUAUUGGAUGCUGGAGGGAUCGAAUGUAUAACGUGCACAAAGAAAAGUUUCAUCUUGACGCCCAAUCCUGCAUGGCCACCACCUUCACUUCUCCUUCCUGGUCUGCCCGAAAGAAUCAAAGAUCUUUCUGCAAAGAAUUGGAGUUCUAUUGCUGCAUCAGGUCCUGUGCCCUGGCGUCAAGCACCUAGUUUGUUCAAUCCAGAAUUGCAUCCGAAAAUGCCUUCGGAAUUUAACAUUCCUACAAGCAAGAAAUUGUCUGAUUCCAUGGAUAAAAAGGAAAAUCUGGUUUUUUCUGGAAGACUAAUGAAUGGAGGCUUGAAGGGUGAUGCUUCACAGAUAUCAGAGAAUGGUAAAUCUGGAAGCAAGUGUGAGGAUCAACAGAGUCCAUAUGUGAAUGAUAACCCUCAUAGUGCUAUUUUAAAAAAUGAACCUUCUAGUCCUAAUCCUGAUCUGACUCUGAAUACUACAUCCAAAAGUGAGAUUGCAGAGCACUCCAGCAUUUCUGUCAGUCAGGCACAACCACCGGCACCUCUGCCUGCAGCAGCGAAUUAUAAUGGAGUCGACUCAUUCGGUGAAGGUCAAGCACAAAUUGGAAGGCCUCAAGAUCGUAACCAGUUACUCCCACGGUACUGGCCCAAGAUAACUGAGCAGGAGCUGCAACAAAUCUCAGGAGACUCAAACUCUGUGAUUACUCCUUUGUUUGAGAAGGUGUUGACGGCUAGUGAUGCUGGGAAGAUUGGGCGUCUAGUUCUUCCAAAAAAAUGUGCAGAGGUCUAUCUUCCUCCUAUUUCUAAUCCCGAAGGAAUACCUCUCCCGGUACAAGAUUUGAAAGGGGAGGAGUGGGUAUUUCAGUUUCGAUUUUGGCCCAAUAACAAUAGCAGAAUGUAUGUUCUAGAGGGGGUUAGUCCUUGUAUUCAGUCUAUGCAACUGCGAGCAGGCGAUACAAUAACAUUUAAUAGAAAUCCUCAUGGGAAGUUGGUCAUGGGAUGCAGGAAGACUUCUAGUGCAUCAUCAGAUCAGAAAAAGGGACCUGUUAAUACUCGUGAUAAAGCUUCUGCACAUGGAGAUUCUACUGCGAAGAAAAGUAAACCUGGUGAAGUUACAGCUCAGCAUAAUUCAAAAAGAAAUUCAGUAUCAUAUAGCCCUUUGACAAUGAACAAGGCAAACUUAGCAGAUUCAGGAAGAAAAAGUAACAAAGUUGUUGAAAACAAGUGCGACGCCAAGGUAAAGCCUGCAGCUAAACCAGAUAUCCCUAUUAAGAGAAAGAACAGUAUCUUAGGCUCAAAGAGCAAACGACUACGGAUUGAAAAUGAAGAUAUGAUGGAGCUGAAGCUCACAUGGGAACAGGCUCAAGGAUUGUUUCAUCCUCCUCCCAACAAUGUGCCCAAGAUCGUGUUGAUUGACGGCUGCGAAAUUGAAGAAUUUGAGGAGCCACCAAUUAUAGGAAGGCCCACUAUUGUAGCAAAAAAUAAUUUGGGUGAAAUCAUACAAUGGGCUCAGUGCGAGGACUGUUUUAAAUGGCGGAAAGUGCCAGGCUAUGCUAUUCUUCCAUCCAGGUGGACCUGCUCUGAAAACUUAUGGGAUCCUAAAAGAUCUCUUUGUUCUGCUGAUCAAGAAUUAACACUUGACGAGCUCGAAGAUUUGCUACCAUCUGGUAAUAUGGCUGGAGCUAAGAAAAUGAAGGCUGAAAAGGAGGAUCCAGAUUCACUUGAGGCUUUAGAAGGGUUAGAUGCUCUUGCUAACGUUGCUAUCCAGGAAGAUGGGGAUGCCUAUGCGUCAUCAUCAUUACAUACUACAACCACAAAACAUCCUCGCCAUAGACCUGGUUGCUCCUGCAUAGUUUGCAUACAACCUCCUAGUGGGAAGGGUCACAAGCACAAGCAAACGUGUACAUGUAAUCUUUGCAUGACAGUAAAGCGGCGUUUUAAAACUCUGAUGUUGCGAAGGGAGAUAAAACAAUCGGAGAAAGCUGAAACUGCACGCCAAAAGCUACAACAGCCUGAACAAUCGGGCGAUGAUGAUAUCCAGAUGUUUUGUGAUGCUGGUAAUAGUAGUUCUAGCCAUAAUUUGGUGAAUGGUGAGGGUUCCAACAAUGACCAAAGCAAGAAGAAAUUAUCUAAUCAGCUUGACCUCAAUAUACACCCAGAACGAGAGGAAGAUUUGUCACCCGUGCUAAACUCUGGCAGCAUCACUAGGAUGAUCCAAGAUGGUACUGGCGGACCUCAAAAGGUAAAGAAAAUUUCACGCUCAGGAGGAAAUCUUGUAGUCUCUCAGCCACCUCCCCCGGAGGUUGGUGUAGAAAAUUACAGCACUGAUGUCGCGUGAUGUAAGUGGUAAUCAGAAAGCGGAGUCAGCACUUCUGAUUUCAUCAAACUAAGAGUUGUGAUGUCUGUAGUGGAACACAAGUAAAGCAGGUCAAUAUUGCUGGUGGUGGACAUUUAUCCAUAUCAGGAACUUACUGCUUUAUGUACAUAAGAAGAUGCAUUAUGACUUAUGAGGAGUCAUGUUGCAGUUGAUGUGAUUUUGUUGCCAAACCCAAAUAGUAUUAUCAUGUAUUUGACUGUUUUAGUCAGCUAUAUUCUGUAUAAGACCGAACACACAAAAAAAGGAUUAAAAGUAAACAUGUAUGUUGGGGUAGCAAACGGCAGACAGCGGAUUUCAAAUUCAGUUUCCGAGAAGGAUGAAUUUAAAGUUUCAAAA